Messenger RNA from Ostrea edulis (European flat oyster), 1648 nucleotides. RefSeq lists its product as uncharacterized. The record is from RefSeq and is a predicted model, not a curated record. The transcript has 7 exons. The coding region runs from base 25 to 957 and encodes 310 amino acids. NCBI's taxonomy places the organism in Eukaryota, Metazoa, Mollusca, Bivalvia, Ostreida, Ostreidae. Gene Ontology annotation, molecular function: protein binding.
CGAGCUUGAAAUACGUCACGUGUUAUGGAAAAGAUGGCGGGCAACUGUAGCAGGGAUGAUGGAAAUGCCGUGAGGCCGAAAUACUACGAGCAAAGAACACUUAUCUUUCCGGACGGAAUACAGAUAACACAAGUGUUUGAUGCACCAACAUUCAGGCGUAUUGAUAGUGGGGACACAGAGCUGAUAGCACAGAUAAGAAAAAACUAUGAUGAAUCUCUUGGCUCUGGUGGUGAUCUUCUAGAGAUAGCAACACAAGGUCUGUCUAAGGGAAGUGAUUGCCAAGAAGAUGACACAUCUGUAGGUGAAAGUCUGGAAGAGAGCCCUGAGACUUUUGGUGUAACAAGUGAUGUUGAAGAAAGCAGUAGUAGAUACAUGUUUUGGACAAAACCUGCGACUAACCUUCUUCUAUCAUUAUACGAAGAGUAUGAACAAGAAUUUGAAAAUCCUCGAAAGAAAAAGAAAGAUGUUUGGAGAGAAAUCACAGAAAAAUUAAAUGAGGCUGGAUUCGACUUUUCGCAGUUAAAAGUUGAAAAUAAAUGGAGAAGUUUGGUGCAAUCACAUAAAGAUAUAAAGGACAAUAAGAAAAAAACAGGUGAGAAAAGGAGGACAUUCCCACACCUUGAAAGACUUGAUAACAUACUAUCAAAAAGGCAUGAUAUAAAUCCACCUUUUACCAGCUCCAGCAAUCCUCUUGCCACAAAAGAAAACGAGAAAGAUAAAGCAAGCACUAGUAGUGAAGAAAAGGUAGUGACAAAGAGUAGCAGCAUCUCUGCAGUUCGACGUAGAGAAAAGCGAAAAGAAGCAGAAAAUGAAGGUAGCAGUUUUUUUCAAGCUUUUAAAGAAAUUGAAGAAGUAAGAAAACUUGAGCGAGAUGAACGGGAGAAGAGAAGAGAUGAAAGAGCCAAAGAAAGAAAUGAUCUUUUAAGGGCAUUUCUCGAGAUAUUAAAAGAAAAAUAAAAUGAAGGUACAAAUUAUGGCAAAAUAUACUAAACGAAGGUCCCUUGACUGACUGUUAUGAUAAUGAUCUAGUGGAUGUUUUCAUUUUUUUUUUAAAUUCUUAAAUGCUAAGAACCUGUUGUAUAUUGCACUUUCUUUUAUUCUUCAAUUCAACAAUUUCAGGGCACAUCAAUUUGACAGACUUGCCACCAGAAGUUUUGGAAAAGAUUUGCUACAACCUUGAACAGUUUGAAGAAGUUAACAAGCUCACCUUGGUUUGCAAAAAACUUAAAUAUUUCUGUUAUCAUAGAAACACCUCAUUCUCUGUACAUCUAAAAAAUGUCAACAAUCUGUGUGGAGUGUAUUGUAUGCCAAAUUUGAGGAAAUUAACAGUGUGUGGAAGGUCCUAUUUCAAUAGUGUAAUUGAUGCAGAUCAAGUUAAAAGCAGAGAAUUCGAUGCAUUUGUUGAAUUAUUUGCUAUGGCAUCUUUGACGAGAUUGCAAUGUCUUACUUUGAAGAAUUUCAGAUUCCAAAACACUUUCUUACUUUUUUUAAUUGCCCUGAGUCACUUGCAGUUAACAUGUUUAUCUUUUCACCGAUGUAGUCAAAUAUCAGUAGGACAAUUGAAAUGUGUACUUGAGGAAAUUCCGUCUCUUAAGUAUUGUGAUGUAGAAUGUGAUGUUAGCUCAACUGAAGACAUGCAUAUUUUUGC